Myxocyprinus asiaticus (Chinese sucker) is the source of this 1300-nucleotide messenger RNA. It is a transcript of the gene tra2b, whose product is annotated as transformer 2 beta homolog. Gene Ontology annotation, cellular component: spliceosomal complex. Lineage: Eukaryota; Metazoa; Chordata; Actinopteri; Cypriniformes; Catostomidae. The record is from RefSeq and is a predicted model, not a curated record. Gene Ontology annotation, molecular function: RNA binding. Bases 143 to 991 code for a protein of 282 amino acids. The transcript has 8 exons. Gene Ontology annotation, biological process: positive regulation of mRNA splicing, via spliceosome.
UUCUAAAUAAAGCCUCUAUGACCUGAAAAGGCGUUCAUUUACAGAGGUCCGGGCCUGUUUGUGCGUUUAGGUGCUCAGUUUGUGUUGUUCAUUUUAAUUUCUCCCAGUGUUUCCAUUGCAGUUUAAUUAAAACUUAACAACAAUGAGUGACGAUGAGAAAGAUUUCGUCAAGAGGGAGUCCCGUUCGGCCUCUAGGAGUGCAAGUCCUAAAGGAUCUGGUAAGUCAGCCAGUCGCCCGCGGGAUCGUUCACCUGCUCACUCAAAAGAGGGUUCCCACCACUCUCGCUCCAAGUCCCGUUCUCGCUCCAGGUCCAAGACGAGAUCUCGUUCCCAUCGGAGUUCUCGCAGACACUACAGUCGUUCCCGCUCGCGCUCCCAUUCUCGCCGCAGGCGUUCACGCAGUCGCUCUUACAGCAGUGAAUACCGUCGCCGCCACAGUCCAAGUCACUCUCCUAUGUCGAACCGUAGACGCCAUGUUGGUGACAGGGCAAACCCAGACCCAAACUGCUGCCUGGGAGUGUUUGGGCUGAGCCUUUACACCACAGAGAGGGAUCUGAGAGAGGUCUUCUCCAAGUACGGCCCUCUUAGUGAUGUCUCCAUUGUAUACGACCAGCAGUCUCGGCGUUCUAGGGGGUUUGCCUUUGUCUACUUUGAGAACAGAGAGGAUUCGAAGGAGGCUAAAGAGCGUGCAAAUGGUAUGGAGCUGGAUGGCCGCAGAAUCAGAGUGGACUUCUCGAUUACAAAGAGACCACACACCCCUACUCCUGGAAUUUAUAUGGGUAGACCAACAUAUGGUGGAGGCCCAAGCGUUAGCAGCAGACACCGUGAUUACAACGAACGUGGCUAUGACCGGGGGGGAUAUGAUCGUUAUGAUGACCGUGAUCACUACAACAACAGGUCGUACAGAAGAAGGUCCCCCUCUCCCUACUAUGGACGAGGUCCGUACAGGUCAAGAUCACGCUCUCGCUCCUACUCCCCACGUCAUUACUGAAAAGUGAACAGUCCUCUCACCCUUCCUGGAUACGAUGAUGACAAUGACAACAGAUUUUUAUUUCUGGUGACAUGAGUUUUAAUCUACUUUAAACUCAUCCCCUUCUAUUUCUUGCCUAAAGAUUUCAUGUUUCCUUGACCAGUCUGGAUGUUGGAUGAAAAUUUUUGCACUUUUUUUUUUUUCUGAUGCUAAAUUUGCAUUUGUUUUGUAUUGUGAUUAGGUUUCCGGCUCCUUACACCUCAUUAUGUUUUUAUGUAUUUUAAGCUUAGUAUUGCAGUGGUCAUGCAAUAAACUGCUUUAUACCUCCUA